Molecule: messenger RNA, 1717 nt
Organism: Meleagris gallopavo (turkey)
Lineage: Eukaryota; Metazoa; Chordata; Aves; Galliformes; Phasianidae
Gene: NBL1
Product: NBL1, DAN family BMP antagonist
Biological process (GO): animal organ morphogenesis
Molecular function (GO): receptor ligand activity; BMP binding
Source: RefSeq, a predicted model, not a curated record
CCCGCGGCCCCGGAGCCCAUGGGAUGUGCCCGCCGUCUCCUGGGUGUUGCAGAUUUUCGGCAGAGCUGGCCAUGAUGUUAUGGUUUGUGGUCGGAGCCCUCUUCCCAGCGCUUCUCCUGGCUGCGCCGCCUCCCAUAAACAAACUCGCCCUUUUCCCGGACAAGAGCGCUUGGUGUGAGGCAAAGAACAUCACCCAGAUCGUGGGGCACAGCGGCUGCGAGUCCAAGUCCAUCCAGAACAGGGCCUGCCUGGGGCAGUGUUUCAGCUACAGUGUCCCCAACACCUUCCCUCAGUCCACAGAGUCCCUGGUUCACUGCGACUCCUGCAUGCCAGCCCAGUCCAUGUGGGAAAUUGUGACACUGGACUGCCCAGGCAACGACGAGAUCCCCAGGGUUGACAAGCUGGUGGAGAAGAUACUUCACUGCAGCUGCCAGGCUUGCGGCAAGGAGCCGAGCCACGAGGGAGCCCUGUUCAACGUCUACUUGAACGCGGAGGAGAACAUGCCUGCGGAGGGCCCCGGCCCCCACCACUAUGCCCACCACCAACAGGAGGUAGAAGAGCCCCCUGCUUCCAGCCACCACCACCACGAGGAGGAGGGCGACGAGUGACCCGGCCCUCGUGGACUGUCCUUGCAACGCGGGCAGGGAGUGUGUGCGAGGGAGAGGGCCAGGGCUUGGGGAGGGAGGGGGGUGGUAGAGGCUUUCCUGUCUAAUAGCUACCCUCACGCUUUGCUCUCCACGACACCCCAGGGCUGGAGGAGCGUUUUGAGGCACGAGCAGGACAUGGGGCUGGAGCAACGGGGCCACAGGAGGGCUGGGGGUUUCUGAUGCAAAACUACUUGCACAUCAUAGUAAUAAUAUAUUGAGAGAAGUGGGGACGUGGGCAGAGGGGGCUUUGGCAGAGAGUGGGAGCCAAGCUGGGCUCCCCAGGGCUGUCUGCAGGAUCCUCAGCCUGCUGUGGAGCCCUUGAUGAGCCCUCUGGGCUUUUCUUUUGUACGUGGCUCUUGCCUGGCCUGGAGGAAGAAGGGACACAGCUUCCCUGCAGCCACACACGAGAUGCACAUCUCUUCUGCAGCGUGUGGGAUGGGGGUCUCCCUUCUUCCUUGUGCUUCCCCUGACUGCGUAGGGAUGCCUGGGCUCGGUAUGGGCACGCUGUUCCUCCUGGCACUCACUGGGUCUUACUUCAACCCCCACGCCUUCGUGUUAGGUAACUCAUAGGAGUAUUUUGCCCUGGCUGUGCCUCUGGGGCGGUGUGUGAGGUUGCUGGGAGCCAUGGUGGCCAGAGCCCUUUCCUUUCUGGUCCUCAGGGCCACCACAUAGCUUGCAAGGGUGAGGGAGCUGCGCUGUGCCAUGGGCACUGGGGCUUCACAUUUCACAGCCUGUGCUGGGGUGGUGUUGGUGGGAGCCGGCCCCUCUCCCCUCCUUCCCUGCUGCACUUUAAUUGUGGUGGAGGGAGAAGGGGGACAAGUCCUGGGAUGCUGAUGGACCUUUGUAGGGGACUGCUCUGGACCCCACUGCAGAUGGGGGGCUGGGCUCAGGGUGGGGGCCCCUCCUGCUACCCCUCUCUCUGUUGUAUAAAGCUAAUUUCUUUGGCACUGUCCUGACAAGAGCUUCCAGAGCUUGUAACCAACGCCUCCCUCUCCUUUUUACGAGUUUUGGUUUGUGUUUUUUGUUGGUUUUUGGUUUUGUUUUCUUAAAUAAAUUAGUUCUGACUUCCA